Messenger RNA from Lactuca sativa (garden lettuce), 1874 nucleotides. Its product is annotated as cytochrome P450 CYP82D47. Gene Ontology annotation, molecular function: monooxygenase activity; oxidoreductase activity, acting on paired donors, with incorporation or reduction of molecular oxygen; iron ion binding. The record is from RefSeq and is a predicted model, not a curated record. Lineage: Eukaryota; Viridiplantae; Streptophyta; Magnoliopsida; Asterales; Asteraceae.
CUGGACGUAGAAAGCAUGGAGCUGUUUCUCCCAUUUUCAGCGACUAUAGCCGCAAUUGUUUUUUCUUUUAUACUAAAAUUCCUGCUGGAAAGUAUUAAAGGAAAGAGAGUGAAGAACACAGAACCACCUCAAGCAAAGGGCCGAUGGCCGGUAAUCGGACACCUGGGCCUUCUUGGUGGACCUGAACUACCUCACAGGGUCUUAGGUGGAAUGGCAGAUAAAUAUGGCCCCAUCUUCACCAUGAAGCUUGGUGUUCACAAUGUUUUGGUGGUGAGUAACGCUGAGAUGGCGAAAGAGUGCUUUACCACAAACGAUAAGGUGUUUGCAAGUCGACCCAAGUCAAUGGCAGUAGAACACAUGGGCUAUAACUAUGCCAUUUUGGCUCUAGCUCCUUAUGGGGACUACUGGCGACAAGUGCGCAAGAUCAUGACUCUGGAGGUUCUCUCUCAGCGACGUGUGGAGAUGCUUGGACCUCUUCGUGCUUCAGAGGUUAAAGCAUCCAUGGAAGAUAUAUAUAAAGCUUGGGUAAAGAAUAAAGAGAGUGGAAGUUCCGACAUGGUAAAGGUGGAUAUGAAACAAUUGUUUCAGAACUUGAUAUUAAAUGUUGUCGUCAGGGUUGUUUCAGGAAAAAGGUUUUCACCUGAUGACAAAGAAGGGGUUCGAUUUCAAAAAGUGAUAAGGAAAUUCUUCGUGUUAUUGGGCACAUUUGUCGUGUCUGAUUUUAUUCCAUAUCUGAAGCCAUUGGACUUGGGAGGAUACGAGAAAAAAAUGAAGAUGACAGGAGAAGAGAUGUACGGAAUUGUUACAGGAUGGCUAGAGGAUCACAAGAGAGUGAGAGCGGAGGAAAAGCAUGCGCAGCAACAUGAAAGAAGCCAAGUCUUCAUGGAUGUUCUUAUUUCCGUUGUUGAAGGUGCCCCCCAAGACGAAUUCCGCGGUUUUGACCAUGAUACCGUAAUCAAGGCUGCAUGUUUGACUAUUUUAGCUGCUGGCUUGGACACAACGUCUGUAACGUUAACAUGGACUUUAAGUUUGUUGCUCAACAACCCAAGAGCAUUAAAAAUUGCCCAAGAUGAAUUGGAUGAGCAUGUUGGAAGAAAGAGAGUAGUAGAGGAGUCGGACCUGAAGAACCUUGUUUACCUUGACGCAAUCAUCAAAGAGACGCUGCGUUUAUACCCGCCUGGACCUCUAGGCCUUCCUCAUGAGUCCAUGAAGGAUUGCAUUAUUGGUGGCUACAAUAUCCCUAAAGGCACACGUUUAAUGACUAAUUAUUGGAAAAUUCAACAUGAUCCUGAUAAAUGGUCAGAUCCUGAAGAAUUUCAGCCAGAAAGAUUCUUGACAAGUCAUAAACAUGUUGAUGUCAAGGGAAACAAUUAUGAAUUGCUUCCUUUCGGUAGUGGUAGAAGAGUAUGCCCUGGUAUUCCGUUUGCUCUUCGGGCGUUGAAUAUAACUUUAGCUACUCUAAUACAACAAUUUGUGCUUAAAAAGCCAUCAAAUGAACCCAUUGAUAUGAGCGAAAGCGCAGGAGUGACUAUCAGUAAAGCAAUCCCACUUGAGGUCCUUCUGGCCCCUCGUUUAUCCCUUGAUAUGUAUGAUGUUGGUGCAUGAUACGUCCAUUUCAAAUCAUCUACGAGCCGUACAGCCCCCACCAUAUGCCCACACCCUAGUCCUAUUGAAGAAUGAUUCGAAAACAAUCCAGAAAAAUCUGAGAGUCUUCUUACUAGUUUAUCAAAAAUUUGUUUACUUAUACUACUUGUUUUUGAUUUUCCUUAUUUCAUGUAAUGGUUUCUAGUAAUUUCUCCUUGGAUGCUCGAUAUAUAUAGCCAUCUCGUGUUUACAUUUUAAGCAUCAAUAAUAUGAGAGUCUUAUAGUGAAAA